This is a messenger RNA of Trifolium pratense (red clover), 966 nucleotides long. RefSeq lists its product as uncharacterized. Bases 1 to 915 code for a protein of 304 amino acids. The record is from RefSeq and is a predicted model, not a curated record. The transcript is spliced from 3 exons. NCBI's taxonomy places the organism in Eukaryota, Viridiplantae, Streptophyta, Magnoliopsida, Fabales, Fabaceae.
AUGAGAAGAAUCACUACUAGUGUUUCAACAUUGACCAAAAAUGUUACUAGCUGGUUACAAGUUGAAAUGGAAGACCAAUCCUUAGAUACUAGUUUUGAGUUUGGAUUUGAUGGUAUUAAUCAUGGUCUUGUGAUGUCUAUUGAUAAUCAUUGUCAUUCACUUUUUGAUUUGGAUGAUGAUGUUGAUGGUGAUCUUGAACAAAAAAAUCGAUGCUUUUGGGCCACCCAGCAUCAAGGAUUGGAGACAAAUGUAUACAAAACAAGUUCUUUGGAGACAAAGAUAAGGAAUGCCACCAAAGAAGCAAUUAAUGAAAUAGAAAGCUCAGCUGAAAGUGGAACAUUGUGUGUCUGCAGCAGAAAGAUGGGUGGCACCAGUUGCAGAAUCUGCUUAUUGAGAGAAGUUUCUAAGAGGCUUCAAAAAGCUGGUUUCAAUAGUGCUAUUUGCAAAACUAAAUGGAAAAGUUCAUCGGAUAUUCCACCUGGAGAACACACAUUUUUGGAUGUGAGAGACAAUACAAAUCCAAAGAAAGGUGAAGUAAGGGUGAUGAUAGAGGUGAAUUUCAAAGCUGAGUUUGAGAUGGCAAAGGGAAGUGAUGAAUACAAGAAACUAAUAAAGAAGCUGCCAGAAGUGUUUGUUGGAAAAGAAGAAAGAUUGAGCAACUUAAUCAAAAUUUUAUGCAUGGCAGCCAAAAAAUGCAUGAAGGAUAAAAAAAUGCAUAUGGGGCCAUGGAGGAAGCAAAAGUACAUGGAAGCUAAAUGGUUAGGUCCAUGUGAAAGGAACACUUCAAUAACUUCUCUUCCAAUAGGAUAUGCUGAAAGGAUCAUAACAAAGCCAAAAUCAAGGGCAUCCAUGUUGACUAUUGAUUUAUUGGAGAAACUUCCAACAUUGCAUUGCACAACUGUUAAGGUUCUCUAAUUAGUAAAAGGAAGAUCAAUUUAAUUACUUUUGUUUAUGUGGAAUGGAUGG